Chenopodium quinoa (quinoa) is the source of this 2204-nucleotide messenger RNA. RefSeq names its product probable acyl-activating enzyme 1, peroxisomal. Lineage: Eukaryota; Viridiplantae; Streptophyta; Magnoliopsida; Caryophyllales; Amaranthaceae. The transcript has 3 exons. Bases 330 to 2006 code for a protein of 558 amino acids. The record is from RefSeq and is a predicted model, not a curated record.
GACACAUGUAAUUCUUGACAUCUGUAUUAUCUUAUUGAUUUGCGCCGAAAAAAAAAACCAACCUUUUAGUUACAUGAUCACAAUUCACCAUCCCUUAAAUAAUUGCAUACUCCCCACAUAAUUUACUGAUGCCUUAUACUUGAUGGACAUGAUAAUGAUAGAAAGUCAUCAUACCGCUCUAGAAAAAAUUAAACGGCCCACACAAUCAAGCUAACUCUUAUCUUUCUUAAAAAAUGCAACACUUGUACACCACAUACAUAGUAUAAUUCCUAAUUUCAUAUAUACAAAACAUUUACAUCUUGUGAUUUUGUGUAAAGUUUCAUUGUGCUAUGGAAGAAGUAAUCCGUUGUCCAGCCAACUACGUGCCUCUUUCGCCGAUCAGCUUCCUCCGGCGAUCCUCCGUUGUUUAUAGAGACCGCCCUUCAAUUGUUUACGGAGAUGUGCAGUACACUUGGGGGGAGACUCUACAAAGGUGCACCAAGCUUGCUUCUGCUCUAUCUCAGCUAGGCAUCUCUCGUGGCAAUGUGGUUGCAGCAUUGCUUCCUAAUGUUCCUGCAAUAUAUGAGUUACACUUUGGGGUUCCAAUGUCCAGUGGAAUUUUGUGUACCCUGAACGUACGUCAUGACGCUGCAAUGGUAUCAGUCUUACUUAAACAUUCAGGGGCAAAACUCAUUUUUGUAGAUGAGCAAUUCUUUGAAAUAGCCAGCAAUGCUAUUCAGAUUCUGUCCAAGAAUACAGCAGCUAAAAACCUUCCACAGAUUGUCUUAGUUCUCGAUAAACAAGCAGUUGGAGCUGUAAAUCAAACACAUCUUUCUAGGAAUAAGCUGGAGUAUGAGAGUUUUCUUAUGUCAGGUAAACUUGAUUUUGAAGUUUACAGUCCGAAAGAUGAAUUAGAACCAAUUUCAUUGAACUACACCUCUGGAACAACCUCGAGGCCUAAAGGUGUCGUGUAUAGUCAUCGAGGUGCAUACUUAAACUCGUUGGCUGCUGUCUUGUUGAAUGAGAUGCACUCACUGCCAGUCUACCUAUGGACCGUCCCUAUGUUUCAUUGCAACGGGUGGUGCCUUACGUGGGGUGUCGCAGCACAAGGUGGCACGAAUGUAUGCCUGAGGAAUGUGACUGCAAAGGGCAUAUUCAGUAAUAUUGCAGAACACAAAGUAACUCACAUGGGAGGUGCACCUACAGUACUUACCAUGAUCAUAAACUGUCCUGCUAAUGAUAAGAAGCCUCUUCCUGGCAAAGUCGCGGUGAUGACAGGUGCUGCUCCACCUCCUCCGGAAGUGCUCUUCAAAAUGGAAGAUCUCGGGUUUUCUGUGACACAUUCGUAUGGGUUGACAGAGACCUAUGGUCCAGGUACAGUUUGUGUAUGGAAGCCAGAGUGGGAUGCUUUGCCUCCUAAUGAGAGAGCGAAACUCAAGUCCCGGCAAGGUGUGCAUCACAUUGGCCUAGAGGGCGUUGAUGUGAAAGACCCAAAAACCAUGAAGAGCGUGCCUGCUGAUGGAAAGACAAUCGGCGAGGUUAUGCUGAGAGGAAACACUGUCAUGACAGGGUACUUAAAUGAUGUUCAGGAAACUCAGGAGUCUUUUAAAGGAGGAUGGUUUCAUAGUGGGGACUUAGGAGUGAUGCAUUCAGAUGGUUAUAUUCAGCUAAAAGACCGUUCUAAGGAUAUUAUAAUUUCAGGAGGCGAAAAUAUAAGCACAAUUGAGGUAGAAUCAGUAAUAUUCAGUCAUCCUGCUGUUCUAGACGCGGCUGUUGUUGGCCGUCCUGAUGAUCACUGGGGCGAGACCCCCUGCGCAUUUGUGCAGUUGAAGGAUGGACAUGAUCAGGUUUCUGCUGCAGAAAUAAUUGGGUUCUGCAGAGAUUCACUGCCUCAUUAUAUGGCUCCUCGAACUGUUGUUUUCGGGGAUUUACCAAAGACCUCAACUGGAAAGACACAGAAAUUUGUUCUUAGAGAGAAAGCCAAGGCAAUGGGGAGCCUUUCUCACAAAAACGCCAGCAAACUUUGAACAAAAGUCAUUUGUCUAUAGGUUUGCUUUCUAAGAUUGUGUUAAAUUAUUUUAAGCUUUUGUAAGCAAACUUUUUCACAUAUCCUAUAGUAAGUUUGGAGAAUAUUACUUACAACUUUUAAGGGUUGUUAAAAUAAGGAGCCACAAACUAAUAUAUGUUGUCAAGCAUUACAAAUACCGAUCAAUGUUUGAUUUAGU